Molecule: messenger RNA, 3878 nt
Organism: Aedes aegypti (yellow fever mosquito)
Lineage: Eukaryota; Metazoa; Arthropoda; Insecta; Diptera; Culicidae
Gene: Gad1
Product: glutamate decarboxylase
Exons: 7
Coding region: 363-1901 (512 amino acids)
Biological process (GO): carboxylic acid metabolic process
Cellular component (GO): cytoplasm
Molecular function (GO): pyridoxal phosphate binding; carboxy-lyase activity
Source: RefSeq, a predicted model, not a curated record
GCUCUGGAAUCCUCAGCUUUUUCGCAUAGCUAGUGAGAACGUCAGACAGCACGGUUUACUGCAUCGAGCGAUCUUUGUUUGCACUGUCCGUCCGGAUACCGUGUGUGCACUGGUGAAAAUUCUAAGAUUGGAAAUUGGUAAAGAAGGGAUCUAAUCUAAUCGUUGGUGGAUUCGAAGAAAACGCAACCGGAAACGAAUUUGCAUUGAAUCAAUUAAUCAAUUAUUGUGAUAAAUAGCCAAUUUUAUCGGAUUUAAUGUGUUAAGGUUGUUACGUAACGGUUGUAGUUGCAAGUUUACCCAAAUUCUAUCUACAGUGACCACAUAUAUUAGCUGAUCCGGAGGAGUGCAAUAAAAAGAUCAAAAUGACGUCGAUAAACGUGGACAAGUAUAAGCUGUCUGACAAGACGGCCAAACUCACAGCUAAAGACAUCAUACCCGUGAUCCAAUCGUCGGAUUCAGCAGAAACUCGGGAGUUUCUGCAGAAGGUUAUGGAACUACUCAUUGAUUACGUCAACAUCCAGAAUGACCGCAAGGAAAAGAUUUUGGAUUUCCACCAUCCAGAGGAUAUGAAGAAGUUACUCGACCUGGAUGUACCCGAUGAUGCUGUCAGUCUGCAACAACUUGUUAAGGACUGUGCCGUAACGCUGAAAUAUCAAGUGAAGACGGGUCAUCCCCACUUCUUCAACCAACUCUCCAGCGGUUUGGACGUGGUUUCAAUGGCGGGUGAAUGGCUUACCGCGACCGCUAACACAAACAUGUUCACGUAUGAGAUUGCACCGGUGUUUAUCCUGAUGGAAAAUGUGGUUCUAUCAAAAAUGCGCGAAAUCAUUGGAUGGAAAGGUGGCGAUUCGAUUCUCGCUCCCGGAGGUUCUAUUUCCAAUUUGUACGCUUUCCUGGCCGCUCGGCAUAAGAUGUUCCCAGGCUACAAAGACCAUGGAGCCCGUGCCUUACCCGGUGAAUUGGUUAUGUUCACCUCGGACCAGUGUCAUUACUCGGUGAAAUCCUGUGCCGCCGUUGGUGGACUUGGAACCGACAACUGUGUCAUGGUUCCUUCGGAUGAAUACGGCAGAAUCAUUCCUUCCGAGCUGGAGCGCCUCAUUUUGGAACGGAAAGCACGUGGCCAGAUUCCGUUCUUCGUCAAUGCCACUGCUGGAACCACGGUGCUGGGAUCAUUUGACCCAUUGAAUGCGUUAGCCGACAUCUGUGAAAAAUACAACUGCUGGUUCCAUGUCGACGCUGCAUGGGGCGGUGGCUUAUUGUUUUCGAAGAAGUAUCGCCAUCCAAGAUUCUCCGGAGUAGAACGAGCGGACUCGGUCACCUGGAAUCCACACAAGUUGAUGGGAGCUCUGCUGCAGUGCUCAACUAUUCACUUCAAAGAAGAUGGACUUUUGAUCAGUUGUAAUCAGAUGUCCGCAGAGUAUCUAUUCAUGACCGACAAGCUGUACGACAUCAGUUACGACACAGGCGACAAGGUCAUCCAAUGUGGACGUCACAACGAUAUUUUCAAAUUAUGGCUACAGUGGCGUUCCAAGGGUACCGAUGGCUUCGAGAAGGCAAUGGACCAACUGAUGGAGCUAGCCGAAUACCAAGUGAAGCGAAUCCGAGAGCAAUCAGACAAAUUUUACCUGAUCAUGGAACCAGAGUGCGUGAACGUUUCAUUCUGGUACAUCCCGAAGAGACUGCGUGGAGUUCCUCAUGAUGCUAAGAAGGAAAAGGAGCUCGGCAAAAUCUGCCCCAUCAUCAAAUCUCGAAUGAUGCAGUCCGGCACUCUGAUGGUUGGUUAUCAGCCAGACGAUCGACGUCCUAACUUCUUCCGGUCAAUUAUCUCUUCAAUAGCCGUUAUCAAAUCGGACGUCGAUUUCAUGCUCAACGAAAUUGAUCGUCUUGGUCAGGAUUUGUAAGGUGGAAAUAGCAAUAAUUUAUUGGAUCGUUAGCCAACUAGUCUUAAAUUACAAGACCGUCUCUCCCGUAUGGAGAGCAAACUUGGCGUUUGAAAUCGAUAAGAAACUGCCCAGAUGAAAAGGUAGAGACAGUUUCAUUAAACUCUAGCGAAAUACCACAUAUUUGUCAACCAAUGAGUAUCAUUUGCAAUGACAUAUCAAAGGCAAAAUACCGUAACAAAUAAGUUAACUUCCGUUCAGUAAUUGUUGAUGCUGGAAAUUUAAAGAAAUUUAAAUACCUAAGGAUGCAUACUAAUAUGGGAAAAAAAAUAAGUUUAACUCCAAAUUGAUUGUUACUUCUGUUAAGUUGAACAAACUAAAAACAUCCAGUAUACAUAUCGAUUAUUUAUUAUAGUGCAUUCAAAUUAUGUAGCAUCCAAAUUCCAUAGUUUGAUUGUAUUAUUCAAACGAAUAGACAUGAACGAAGUUUCUACAACAAAUCACCGUAUUUACUGAAAUUGACUGUUGCAAACGAUUAAACCAGAAAGAAAUAUAUAUACACAAUAUAUAUACUAUACACAGAGUACUCACAUGCUCCCAUUAUCUAUAUACAUGUUCAUCCUGUUUCGCAAUUGAGUACUGGUGACAGAAUUCAAUGUACUCUAAAUCUAUGAUUUCACACAUUAAAUUAAUUUGCAAAAUCAGUUUUCAUCGCACUCAAACAAAGGAAAAAAAUGAACAUUUCAUCAAUGUGUAGUGUGCAAUAAAAUGAACAAAUAUUUGAAGCAAAUGAUGAGCUCAACUCAUCAAAAUGUGUGUAUAGUUGUAUCAUAGGAUAUUUUUUAUUUGUUUUUGAAUAUUAUUUUGCCUCUGCUCACGAUUAUGUUGUGAAAAAUGUAAAUAGGACUGCGCAAAACAUACAAGAAACCAAUUGCUUUAAAACCUCAUAUUCCCACAGCCAGCGGAAUUGGAAAGAAGAAUGCUAUAACGACUGAACGUUACAAAAGUUGUUAACUAGAAAUGCGUAAUGAAACUGAUUGUGAGCUUGUUAAUAUCGAGUACUUGCCAAAGAUCUAGAGCACGAUACAGUAUUUAACCUACGUUCUAUUACAAAGUCCGUAUUUGAGUUUAUCCAUCGACAAAUGAAACUACUAGUGACUGACACAAAGUGUAAUUCAAUAUAGCGUAAUUUAAUAAUCAAGUGCUUGAAAUUUUAUCACCUAUACAAAAAGUUAUGUUUGAGUAUGAAAAUUUAUUUAGAAUACGAGCAAAUUGAUUCCAAGCAUUUAUUACAAGUGCGCAAGAAACACAAAAUAAACGACAAAAUCACAAAGUCUUCCUUCGAAUGAAAUGUUAAUUAAAAAUCAUGAUUCGCAUUCAUUCUCAGAUACCUUCUAUCGUGGUGAACCAGGGCAGUGAUAACAAACGAAAACUCUUGACGAACUCGCUUUAAUCAGUAGUAUAGUAUCAAAGUUUGGAUAGAAAGCUCUUCUUCACCAUAAUGUAUAUUUCAUCUCGAGAGUGGUGGGAAUCAUAACUCGUACAUUAAAAAAGCAAAUUAACAAACACAAAUCAUACUAAUUUGUUGCUUAAUUUGUUGAAACAGAAGAAACUUGUUUAAUUAGUAAACAGUAACAUCUUGGUCAAACAAGUAUCAUUAGUAAAAUUUAGAAUCACAUGUACAGUUUCAAAUCGAAACUCUAACGAAAGCAUCUCCCAAACGUGAACAAUGAUGUCGCGAAAGCUCAAUCUUAUUUUUAACAAAAAAAAAACAAAACUCAUUGAAUUGAGCGUGAAAUAAUGUAUAUGAAUAGAAAACAUGUUGCGAAACAUAAAUCAAAAAUCCAAAUAAACUUUGACAGCCCACUAACUAUAGACCACUAUGCCAAGCUAAGAAACACAAUAGAUGUUAUGUGUUGUUACAAUGAUUGAAAAACUCUGAAAAAGCAAUUAAACCUAUUGCACAAAAAAAGUUAAUAAAUAUCUGUAACCCACUAA